UUUUGUUUAGUUUUGUGUUGAUAUAAAUUUUUACUUGAUAGCGGUUUGAGAAAAAUUUUUCUUACGAAUUAUUAAAUUAAUGAAUGAUAUGUGAAUUUUGACCGAAGAAAAGUGCAUAGUUUUUUAUUUUACACCGGAGAUUCAUGUGUUAAGAAAUGAUCGAGUACUGGCAGAUUGCACCGGUGAAGAUAUGCUCUAGUUGGUUGCUGUUUCUAGCUUUCGAUAUCAUAUCGGUCUCUUCAGACAGUGCAAACUCCCAAGCUGACGUCGAAAGUCAUUUAGAAAUAGGUAGAGAUUUCCUGGCCAGGGGCCAGCUGCAAGAUGCUUUAUCUCAUUAUCACGCCGCCGUUGAGGGUGAUCCGAGUAAUUAUUUGACGUAUUUCAAAAGAGGCACGGUUUAUUUAGCGUUAGGUAAAGCGAAAUUCGCUUUGCUAGAUUUCGAUAAAGUAUUGGAAUUGAAACCAGAUUUUCAUUCUGCCAGACUUCAGAGAGGGUUGUUAUUGAUGAAACAAGGUGAAAUACAAAAAUCCAAAGAUGAUCUUUAUCAUGUGUACGUCUCAGAUCCGCACAACGCCCCGGAAGCCUACGAUCAUUACCAGAAGCUGGAUAAUAUCCAGUACGAAAUAGACAGUAGUCAUUAUUAUUACGAAAAUAGAGAUUAUUUUUCCGCUAUUCAAUUACUUACUAAAGUAAUCGAGGUAUGUCCUUGGUCUCCGACGUUACGAGAAUUACGUUCAGCUUGCCAUUUAGAAAGAGGUGAUACAGAAGCGGCCAUAUUAGAUUUAAGAUCGGCUACUAAAUUGCUUACGGAUAAUACCGAAGGCUUUUUUAAAAUCUCAAUGUUACAAUAUAGGCUCGGUAAAUUAGCCGACUCGUUAAAAGAAAUUAGAGAAUGUUUAAAACUAGAUCCGGAACAUAAGAACUGUUUCCCACAUUAUAAAAAAGUCAAAAAAAUCGAUAAACUUAUGACCGACGCUGAUGAACACGUCAAUGCCAAAGAAUACGGUCUAUGUGCCGAAAAAGCUAAAAAAAUGUUAUUAGCGGAAAAGGAAGAACCCAUGAUUAUGUUCUUAGCUAAGCAGAAAUUGUGCCACUGUUAUUUACACGAUGAACAAUUCGCAUUAAGUUUACAAUACUGCCAAGAGGCCUUGGAUAUACACAGAACACCUGAUGUACAUUGCGAAAAAGCUGAGGUCUAUAUUGCCACCGAAAUGUACGAAGAAGCUAUACACGAGUUUAGUAAAGCUUUAGAACUCGAUAGAGAAUUCCAAAGAGCUGUUAAUGGUCAGAAACGAGCUCAAAAGCUGCAAAAGAUGGCAGAGAAGAGGGAUUAUUAUAAAAUAUUAAACGUUAAGAGAUCAGCGACUAAACAAGAAAUCAUCAAAGCUUAUAGAAAAGCUGCUCAAAAAUGGCAUCCAGAUAAUUUCCAAGGCGAUGAAAAGAAAAUGGCCGAAAAGAAGUUUAUCGAUGUUGCUGCAGCCAAAGAAGUUCUCACUGAUCCUGAAAAACGACAGAAAUUCGAUAACGGCGAAGAUCCCCUAGAUCCCGAAUCCGGUGCUCAUCCUCAAGGAUUUAAUCCAUUUCAACAAUUUCACCAAUUUCACGGCAGUCCUUUCACGUUCAAGUUUCACUUCAAUUAAUGUUGUUCUUAGUACCACAUCUGAUAAUAUGUGGCCUAUGUUCGUAUUUAUGAUGAGAAUGUCCAUCCGGCUGGAUUGUUUAGUAUUUUGAUGAUAAUCAAAAAGACCCGAAAAGUGCUACGUUUACCAGCUCAAAAAUGCAUUUUCGAUGUAAAGUAUUGUAAAUUAUUAUCAAAAUUUGUACAUAUUGGUAAAAGAUAUCACAAUUUUUUUUUUCGUAUUUCGCGUACAAGGCAACAUGAAAAAUUGCCAUUGUAAAUGGUACGUUUUUAUCAAGAGCUUAGAAUGUUUGCCUCGUCUUCCGAUUUCGAUUUCGUUGAUAUGUACUUUUUCUAGUGCUGAGAAUCAUGCUUGAGUUUAAUACCAGUUAUGUUAUCUUGGUACAAUUUAACCUGUAAAAUAGUCAGUUAUAAUGUAUUUUUCAUUAUGUACUUAUCGACUGAUGGUUUUUGUUCGUCUUCGUUUUUUUUUUUUUUUUUUUUUAACGUGUAUAUUAUGUAAAACACGAUGUACCUAUGUUUUAAUACGAAUUUUAAAGUAACAUUGCCAUAUAAUGUUGGUAUUCGUGCGACUAGUUCGAUGCUGGUACAGUAAAUUGUUUCUUGUACUCUUAUUAUUGUUUAAUUGUUUAUUUUAUUAAUUUAUUAGCUAACUUGUUUUUUCUUUCUUUCUUUCUUUAUUGAUUCUCGUGAAUUAUAUUGAUUUGAUUUAUAAAAAUUUUAUACAGAAUAUAAAAUCAUUGUUACCAUU
This is a messenger RNA of Planococcus citri (citrus mealybug), 2390 nucleotides long. It is a transcript of the gene P58IPK, whose product is annotated as dnaJ homolog subfamily C member P58IPK. Lineage: Eukaryota; Metazoa; Arthropoda; Insecta; Hemiptera; Pseudococcidae. Gene Ontology annotation, molecular function: protein-folding chaperone binding; misfolded protein binding. The record is from RefSeq and is a predicted model, not a curated record. Gene Ontology annotation, cellular component: endoplasmic reticulum. Bases 156 to 1640 code for a protein of 494 amino acids. The transcript has 11 exons. Gene Ontology annotation, biological process: protein folding in endoplasmic reticulum.